Molecule: messenger RNA, 1379 nt
Organism: Epinephelus lanceolatus (giant grouper)
Lineage: Eukaryota; Metazoa; Chordata; Actinopteri; Perciformes; Serranidae
Gene: uts2r4
Product: urotensin-2 receptor 4
Biological process (GO): neuropeptide signaling pathway; regulation of blood pressure; blood vessel diameter maintenance
Cellular component (GO): plasma membrane
Molecular function (GO): urotensin II receptor activity
Source: RefSeq, a predicted model, not a curated record
ACCAUACAGCUGCGUGUAAAUUGGCUCUUAAACAUUAGAGCCUGACCUCUGACCUUUGAUCUGCGAACCUGCAAUGAACUGCACUCCCAAUGCCACCAUCAAUCCGCAGCUGGGACUUGUCCUGAGCCCAGGGGCUGGAGAUGAUGCAUCCCAGGAGAGUGGUGGUGGUGGUGGAAGCAGCGGGGGCAUGUGGGUGACAUCCCUUCUGGGUGCCACACUGAUGAUCAUGUGCGCCAUGGGUGUGGUGGGCAACACAUACACGCUCAUCAUAACCCGUUCAGCCGCUUUGCGCCGCACAGGUUCCAUGUAUGUUUACAUCAUCAAUCUGGCUCUGGCUGACCUGCUCUACCUCUCCACCAUCCCCUUUGUGGUCUGCACCUACUUCGCCCAUGACUGGCUGUUUGGUGAGGCUGGCUGUCGCAUCCUGUUGAGUCUCGACCUCCUCACCAUGCAUGCCAGUGUCUUCAUUUUGGUUGCGAUGAGCCUGGAGCGCUACCGUGCCGUGGCUAUGCCCUUUAGCGCGCACAGGUCCUCGUCCCGUAAACGAAAGUUAGUGGCAGGGAUUAUCUGGGGGUUGGCUUUCGUGCUAACGCUCCCCAUGAUGGUGAUGAUCCGGCUCAGGGAGGGCAAACCAACUGCGGCUGGUUUGGUCAAGAGGAUCUGCUUCCCUACCUGGACCCCUGAGGCCUUCAAGGCUUAUAUCACCGUCCUGUUUCUUACAAGCGUCUUAGUUCCUGGAUUGAUAAUCGUCGGGCUGUAUGUGGGGCUCGCCAGUCGCUACUGGGCAGUGCAGGCUAGCUUAGGAGGUAGCAGCCGCUCUGCUCGGAGGAGAGGACUCAAACAAAAAGUCGUAUCAAUGAUCUUUAGCAUUGUUGUGGCGUACUGGGCUUGCUUCUUGCCUUUCUGGGGAUGGCAGCUAGCCAAAUUGUUCUCCCCAGAGUCCCUCAAGGCUUUGUCUCCGGCUGCUCAUAAUUAUGUGAAUUUCUUUGUGACAUGUCUGACCUAUGGGAACAGCUGCAUCAAUCCAUUCCUUUACACUCUGCUGACCCGGAACUAUAAAGACUACUUGGCACAGAAAGGUCAAUCUGUGGGUUCAAGCAGGGGUGACCCCGGGUCAGCCGUGACUACGCCACUCCAAGAGCUUUAGUGGAUGAAUAAAUGAUCACUGCGUAUUGACUGUGGAGCAAGAAAAUGUUAUUGACUUUCAUCAGCCUGGAGGAGGACAUUUUCUUUUCUGGUCAUUUUUUUUUACAAAAAUGGAAAAUGAGAUGUAGCACUUCCUGCAAACUUUGUAGAUGCUUUAAACAUAAUGCAAUAUGAUGCAACACAUUUCCUGCCCUGUUGAGAAGUUUAGUCAGAGCAGUUUAAGGUUCAGUGUG